AAGCACAAAAAUUAAAACAGAACCUGCCAACUGAUAAACCGCUCUUUGCGUAAAUAUUUAAGUACAGAGAACAAGUUUGCGGGUGCUCUCGGGUAAAUAAACAAAAAAGUGUACACAAAUGUCCCGAUCCCCUGCUUAGACUCAGCGAUUUCGUUGGGCAAGUAAAAAAGUUUAUUAAGCGCUGAACAACAGAGGGCUGACCAAAAAGCGGGUGUGGGCAUAUUUACAUACAUAUGUAUGUAUGUUUGUCGCAUUGAUGUACCUAUGUACAUAUUUACUUUAGUACAUGUGAACACAAGCGCGCUGCUAAGUGUCGAGGACAGAAAGUGGUACAACCACACUGUGGUGCUUAGAUACGAGUAUCUACGUAAAACUGCGCCAACUGAUAGCGAAUCGAAAGCGCAAUGCGAUUGUGUGCCUCCGAUUAGCAGUUACCGCUCAACAGUAGGAUACAGAGGAGGCCUCACACGUCAAACGAUCACUGCUCGCUUUUUGAAUAAAGAGCCAGGCCUAUCGACGUGCGUUACUGCGAAACACCAAAACCAUGCCCGACAACAGCAGCAAAUUUAACCCUGAUGCACAAUUGGAUAUCCCCAAGUGGAUAAACGUGAAGUACUUUGAGAAAAUACUCCACAAAGAGGAUGAAAACUUUCAAAAAAUCUUGAAACUUACAGUAAUUCCGGCCACACCGCCCGGCGAGAACUACACAUCGCUCAUGAUGCGCAUACUAAUGGAUAUAGAACUAAAAGAUGGAUACACCCAACAAAAGGCGUAUAUCGUCAAAACAACGCUGGACGACGACAAGGGCGGUACACUCAUCAACGCAUUAAAUCUCUUUCCGAAAGAGAAGCUUAUGUAUGAACGCAUUUUGCCAGAGUUGGAGCAACUCUACCAUGACCUCGACAAGAAAGUGAAAUUCGCUGCCAACUGUCAAUGGAUCGAGCAGAAAUCCAGCCGCACCACUAUUGUGCUCGAGGACUUGAACACGAAGAAAUUCCGAAACAUCAACCGGCUUCAAGGCUUCGAUAUGCUGCACAUGAAGCGAGUACUUGAAAAGCUCGCCGAGUUCCAUGCAGCGACCGUCAUGUGGCAUGAGAAGCACGGCGCGUUCCCAGUCGAGUUCCAGAAGACUUAUCUACCGGCCAACUAUCAAAAAUCGAAAUCUUAUCAAGCGCGCGUGCAAAGCUUUAAGGCAGCGAUGGCGACGUGGGGCCUAGAUGACUAUGACAAAUAUGUGGAACGCAUUCCAAAUGCCGAGCAGUUCGUUAAUGCAGCCAUGAGCUGCUUCAACUCUGAACCCAGUGAAUUUAAGGUGCUGAAUCAUGGAGAUUUCUGGUCCAGCAAUAUUAUGCUGAACUACACUUCCAGUGGCGAGGUGAAUCAGAUCCGCUUUGUGGACUUCCAACUAUGCAGAUGGGGCAGCCCAGCACAAGAUCUAUGGGAGCUAAUCGUCUGCUCGGUGGUGAGCAAUCUGCGCAUUUGGGAAUUCGACCACUUCGUUCGAAUAUAUCACACUCACCUACUCAAGUGCUUGAAGUUACUAAACUACGAGAAAGCGGUGCCCAAACUAAGCGAACUACAUAUCAGCAUGUUAAAGCACGGCUUCUGGGGCUACAGCACAACGUUCACACAUUUAGUUCUAAUACUGCUGCCGUCAGAUAAAGACGCCAGCCUGCUCAAGCUAAUCCAGCCCGGUGAAGAGGGGGACAGGUUUCGACACAAAGCUUAUACAAAUCCGCUAUAUGUGCGAGCCAUGUUGGAUAUUUUGCCGUUUUUGUAUAGGCGAGGAAUUCUGGAUUUUCACAUCUACUUUCGCUUCUACUCUGCUGUUGCAAUGGGAACGGGUGCAAAAAACUACCAGCCCCCAGAAUGGAUUACAGCUGAGUUUCUGCAGGAUGUGCUAAAGGAAUAUUUCAAGGACGACACUUUGGAGGUGCGCGAGAUUGUGGUGAAGAGUGCAUUGGGCGGGGCGAAUGUGGGCAGCGGCUACGCUAGCGAAAUGCACCGCGCCACUUUUAACUUGGCGCGGAAAGACGGCACCGGCCGCUUCUCCGUGAUUAUCAAAGAUCACCCCAAGGGCUACACUGGCGUCGUCGCACACAAGAGCAAACUGUUCAAGCGCGAGAUUGUGGCCUACAAAGAAAUUUUGCCGCGCGUUGAGGAGUUGCUUGCCUCCAUUGGUGACAAGACGAAAAUUGCUCCCGCCUGUUACUAUACCACCGAGACUCCUGAGCCAUUCCUUGUGCUGGAGGAUAUGCAACUAACAGGUUUUGAAAACUUCGAAAAGGGCCGCUUGCUUAACCUGGACUACACCCUGCCGGCCAUCGAGAGAUUGGCAAAGCUCCAUGCGUGUUCUGCUGUUAUAGCCAAAGAGACGCCUGAAGUUUUGGAGAUCUUCCACGAAGCACCCAUUUCUAGGAAUCCAGAUCGCAAGGAUUUCCUUGGCUUUUUUCCAGUGAACAUACGCUGCGUAGCUGAGGAGCUGACACAUUGGAAGGGCUACGAGGAGAUCACUGAAAAAAUGUUUAAAUUGGCCGAAACUGUGCUUCAGAAUGCAGUGCAAAUGUACGAAUCCCACGACCAAGGCUUCCGCGUUUUCAAUUCCGCUGAUUUGUGGAUUGACAAUUUGAUGUUCCAUAUAAACAAUGACACAAAGGAACCCGAUGAGGUGGUUUUGUUAGAUUUCCAGCUGUCGUACUAUGGUUCACCGGCAGUGGAUCUGAACUAUUUCCUCUUCGGCUCACUUAACGAGAAUGUGCGGAAAGUGCAUUUCAAAUAUAUAGUGCGUGAAUACCAUCGAAUUUUGAAAGAAACGCUGGAGAAGCUCCACUAUGACGGCGAGAUACCGACGUUGAAGGACAUAAACAUCGAGCUUAUAAAGAACAGCCUGCAAGGAGUCAUCGCCGCCACUUGUCUCACUCCACUUAUCUUCAUGGAGUCAACGGGAGAUGAAAAAUUGGAAAACCUUACCACGCGCACUGAAGAAGGUGACCAAAUGCGACGCCAAAAUGUAGAAAAUCCAAAAUAUCGCGCGUUUCUCCAGCGUACAGUGAAAGAAUUCGAGCUCUGUGGCUUUUUAGACGCUUGAAUGGGCAUACAUUAAUAUGUAUUAUAUGGUAUUUGUUAGAUAAAGAGCAAUAUAUAGAAAAGUAAUGAACAUAAAAAAAAGAAAAGAUAAAUAGUCAGAACUAUUCAAAAUUUUGAGGUG
Messenger RNA from Rhagoletis pomonella (apple maggot), 3208 nucleotides. RefSeq lists its product as uncharacterized. NCBI's taxonomy places the organism in Eukaryota, Metazoa, Arthropoda, Insecta, Diptera, Tephritidae. The coding region runs from base 545 to 3088 and encodes 847 amino acids. The record is from RefSeq and is a predicted model, not a curated record. The transcript is spliced from 8 exons.